Molecule: messenger RNA, 679 nt
Organism: Aspergillus caelatus
Lineage: Eukaryota; Fungi; Ascomycota; Eurotiomycetes; Eurotiales; Aspergillaceae
Exons: 1
Coding region: 170-646 (158 amino acids)
Source: RefSeq, a predicted model, not a curated record
CUCAAGUUUGUUUAUCAUCAUAUUCCAUCAAAGCCCCUGGAUCUUCAACUAACCCAUCGCCACCAUCACUAUAGUACUUUACAAAGAUUUCCAGCGGCGCCAGGUCGUAGAAUUCCCAGACAGGUUCUCCCGCGCCACAAUCCUAGAAGCCUUCCACAACCAUGACCUAAUGAUCAGAUCGCUCUACCUGGGGUCUCUCAUCAAGGAAAGCACCUCUAUCAGUUCAAACUCCACAAAGUUCUCAUCGUUAGACCCUAAUUCGAACGUCACCACCGUCUGUACUCUAACUAGUCUCGAAGACGGCAUUGGCAUGGUCGUAGACUUGGGGCUAGGGAUGAAAAUCAACUGCCACUGGAUUAUUCAUGAUCGUUCUGAGAGUCCACCAUCGUGUGAGGAUACGGCUUUAACGGGCGAUAUUGUGCCAAUAGGAUCACUAUAUCUUCUUGAAGAGGUGGCUUUUCAUAUUAUGAGGCCAUUUGAGAGGUUCACGAGGAAUGAUCGCCAGCAAAGUCAUGCUACGGAGGGUAUUCUUAGGUUACUGCAAAGAUUGAAAAGCGGGGAAGUGUCUGGUGGUGAACUGGCUGCUGAGGGGAAUGAAAGUGAGGUUGAUAGUAUGGUGGAGGAUGUAAAACCGAAAAGGGAAUAAUGUUUGUUCAAAUAUAUACCUCAGGCUCUCUUU